CAUUAACAAAGCAGAUAAAUUACACUUUGUUUCUUGAAAUUUAUAGCAACGAGAUACUGCCUAUACCGUGCUAUAGCAACAUUAGCUGUUUGUAAUAGAUAAAAAUCUGCUUACGAUAAGAUUUCUUGAAUGUUGAAUAUAGGUUUGAAGUCUUACAUAGAUAUGUUUUUAUGAUAUAUUUUUCAUUGAGACUUAACCACAGACUACAGUUAUUUGACAUGGCAAGCCUGGAGGUUCAUUACACCUUAAUUACUUCAAAACCCUGACCCUUCAUUUCACGUCCAUGUUCUUAUAUUAUGAUUUUGCUCACCGGUAACCAGUGCAAUAUUUAGGGUCCUUUUUUCCUUUCCAUCUCAACUAUUCUCUGUUUUGAGCAAAUUAAGUCCGUAUAGUAUUGUAACAAGACUGUUUUUCAAAAGAAUUUGAAUUGUUCCAGAAUAAAUCAACUUGAAGUUAAAAGACUUAACAGAUGGCUGCUAUUGUCUUUUUGUAAUAGUUCAUUAAAGCAUUUCUUUUGUGUUUUUGUGAUAAAAAUAAAGCCAGAGAAAAUAUAUGCAUUUUUGGAGUUCCAUCAAAUGUCAUUAAUAUAACUGCGUUGUAUAGCAAAGUUGUUGUUUCGCUAAAUGUUUGUUAUUCGCUUGUUUUCCUGCCUUUGGUAGACGUUCGACCCGUGAAAAUAUUGUUGCUUAAAUUCGCACAGAUAUGCCUUCCAAGAGUGGCGAUAUGAAGCAAGCUUACGAGGAUCUAAGGGAACAGUUGUCCAAGUUAAGUCGUGCUCUGAAGAUCCUUGAAACAAGAGCCUUGAAACAGACGUUUUCAACGAACGAACUUGCAUCAAAAGGCCGUAAAAUCUCUUCACUCAGGACACAUAAGACUGGAAGAGGUGAUGAAGUUGCUCUAAAGAAUAACCUCCCUGAUGGCCUAGAAAAACUCGAAAGGGCUUUGGAACUAUUCAGAGAAAUCCAGAAACAGAAGAAUACCGGAGAGUCAAAGAUUCAAGGAGCUUCAGUUGGAAGAAGAAGGAAAUCCAAAAGGUGUAUUCAUUUCGACAAAAUAGAAAGCGAUAUUACAAAUUACAAGAGCUUGAUCAGCGAAAUCUCAGCUCAAGCCGACACAGUUAAUCAAGUCGUUAAGGUUGGCAAUGCGAGCUUGCAGGAAGGACGAAUACCCAAAAACAAAGAGGAGAAGACGAGACAGGAGCUCGCAGCAAUAAGUAUAAGAUGGAAUGUACUCUGCGGAGACGUCCUCAAUACCUGCAGCAGCAUCGAGGCGUUCGUUUUGGAGAUGCAAAUGGAAUAUUCAAAGUUGAAUCUGUGGCUAAGUAAUUCUGAAGUCGCGGAUUCGUGGCUGAUGGAAUACGAGCCUCACGCAGAUAAACCAGAAAAGCUGGGAACGACGAUUCGAGUGGUGAGGUUGCAGCUUCAUGAAAACCAGGGAGUGCUUGACAACUUUAGGAAAUCUAAAACCAGAUUGCAGAACAUGUACGACAUAGCAGUUGCACUCAUGAAGAGCGGUCGGCUGGACGAGGAAGACGCGAACGAGUUGGAACGCGUCGUAAAUGUCCUCGUAGCAAAAUGGGAAUCGAUCGAUAAUCGGCUCAAUGCAAGCCGGGACCGGAUUUACGCCGAGAUUAACAGGUUAAGACAAAGAAAAGCGAAGCAGGGACACUCUAUCCUUCGAAGAUUUAGCUCAAAGAGAAAUUCAUCUUUUAGGAGAAAGAGAUCAAUGCGAAAGAAACGUGAAAUGCAACAAAGAAAGGAAGCCAGCUCUCAGCCGACAGAAAGAAGACCUAAGGUGUCAGUGAAGGAAGUUGUUAGAAGCUCAGCGUCAGUGGAUUUGAAUGCUUCCCUGGAUCCGAUAAGUGUUGUUAUGACAACAAAUAAAGAGUCAGAGGAGGACAAAUCAAGGUUGGAGAAACAGAAAGCUGCUUUUGAAUCCUUUGAUUCGUCUCUUAAGUCAUGUGAAAAGUGUCUUCACGAUCUUGACGAGGAACAACUUCAGAAAUUUUUAGCUGCUGGGUCAACUUGGAGCGAGCUCAACAAGCAGUUGGAGGGGAUUAUGACGUUCGAAGCGGAGUUGAAGAGAUCAAGAUCUGAAUUUGAAUCAGAAGUAGACAAGUUUGAGAAAGCUAAAGAAGAAGACUUGUUCAAGGACGCAGACUGUGAAAUCCUGGAAAAGAGAGUGCAAGGCCUAAAGACCAGAUGGGAUGAGUUGAUGGGAGAUCACGUCGCUAACAAAGAUCGUAUCACUAAAGCCAGCAUAGAUCUUAAUAACAAGUCGAUGCAGGAUAUGAACAAGGAAUUUGACAAAAUUGAGAAGCAAAUUAAAACACCCGAGAUAUACGACGAUGAACGCCUGUCCUUGGAAGAAAAUAUACUCAAACAGAAGAGACUGAUGGAGGAUCUAGACUCGUACAAUGCCCCAAUCAAGCAAGUGAAUGCUACAACUAACAACUUGUUGGAUAGAGGUUUGAUAGACGAAGCAACGUUUGCAAAGGUUCACGAGGAAACGGGUGCUCUUAUGGAAAGGCAAAGGAGGCUAAAGGGUUUAAGCAGGGAGAAUGGCGACAGACUAGCAACUGAGCUUCUCGAGUUCAAUCAGAGGGAAAAUGAAUCACCAUUACCAGUUGAAGAAGAAACGAUCCAGAUAAGCGAUGAUUACAGCAUGCUUGCUCAGUCCUUGGACGACUUGCUUGCAGAUGAUAUAUCUGAUGAAGGAUUUGCAGAACUGGACUCUUCCAGAUCGUUUUUAGAAUUGAAGAUGACUGAUUUUGAUGCACACGUCCAGUCCAUGAACAGUUGGAUGAACGAUACCGAGAAGUUAAUAAAUUCACUUCACGUGGGAAUGGAUCCCAUUGAAGUUUCCAAGAGAGUUCAACAAAUCAAGAUGUGUUGUGAAGAGAUCGAUAAAAAGGAACUUAAGAUGAAACGUAUAAAUAAACUUGGCGAGGAAAUAACUAGCGAGUCGCUCAACAUGACGACUACUGAAUCAGUUGAGGGAAGACUGGAAGUUCUGAACAAGAGAUGGCGUGAGACAAAGGAGAUGUUACGUGACUACAGCGACAAGGAUGAAGAUGAACGUGCCGAGUAUGGAGUCUGUUGUUGUCUCCAAAUGGUCAAAAAAGCGUUUCAUGCUUGCUUUUACAGUUAAUUGACGAUAAUUUAUGACAGAUAAAAUAUGCGCCUGAUUUUUCAGAGCACAAUUGAUCGAGUUUUUUUUAUUUUAGGAAAAGUACGAAUUUUAUUUCUGUUUGUAACGUUUACGUCCGAUUUUUUUACGCUUUCGACUAGUGAAAAGCAUUUUAAACAAGAGAUAUUUAAACCUAGAAUGACUUUUAAUUUUUGAUAGCAGUAUUGGCUGCCUUACAACUGGGUUGGUAUUUUCUAUGCAGAGAACUCUCAGUAUGUCAUCCAUGUGCAAAGAAAGCUGGUCAGACAAUCACAUGUAUAAAAUUACUGGAAGAAAAUUAGUUAAUUAGUUUUAUUUAAAUAUUAGAAAAGUUACAGUGUAAAAAGAUACAAUACUCUUAAUAUGACAAAAUGGGGAAAAAGACAAACAAACCAGAAUAAUAAAGCACUAUAGAAAAAAUAGGGCGAAAGCAACCAAGCAAUUAAUAUCCUCAGUUUUUUUACUGCACAUAAUGUUAAAUCACACCUGUCUUGGUUACUCAAAGUAGCAUUACGAUAAGCGAUAUAGCCGAGGGAUCUUCGGUCUCAAAAUGUAAAAUAAAAUUAGUAGGUUAAAAGAAUAUACUCGGGCUAACUUUUAAUUUCAGAUUAGCGAAAAUCCUGUAGAACCUCUCUGUUAAUAAAACAUCUAAUGAAGGUGA
Orbicella faveolata is the source of this 3829-nucleotide messenger RNA. RefSeq lists its product as uncharacterized. NCBI's taxonomy places the organism in Eukaryota, Metazoa, Cnidaria, Anthozoa, Scleractinia, Merulinidae. Gene Ontology annotation, molecular function: protein binding. The record is from RefSeq and is a predicted model, not a curated record.